AUGGCCAAUCAUCAAACGAUCAAUUCUUCCCAAUUACGAAACUCGCAAAAUGUACCUAGACCAAUCGAACUACCUCUUCAGAACCCUCCACGGCGUUCAACAGUCAUUGCCCAGCAAUCUGGUCAAUUUAAUCUUAUUGAAGAGGUGAUUUUUGAAGGAGACGAGAGAUGGAGAUAG
Messenger RNA from Acaulospora colombiana, 177 nucleotides. The record is from the annotation of a GenBank genome assembly. Lineage: Eukaryota; Fungi; Glomeromycota; Glomeromycetes; Diversisporales; Acaulosporaceae.